Molecule: messenger RNA, 3879 nt
Organism: Rubroshorea leprosula
Lineage: Eukaryota; Viridiplantae; Streptophyta; Magnoliopsida; Malvales; Dipterocarpaceae
Source: the annotation of a GenBank genome assembly
AAGUAUUCAGAAGGUUAUCUUUUCACUUCUCAAUCACUUUGUUAUCUAUUUCCAUUUUUCUAUUCUUCUCCAACAAAUUGUGGUAUCAGAGCACUAGGUUCGAUUGGUGUUCUUGUGAAGUUGAGACCAUUGCUGAAGCGAAGGGAUCUCAGAAGCUAUAGCUGUUUUCAUCAUGGCUAGCAAUUCAAAUUCAUUGAAUUUGUCCCAAUCCUUAGUGCCCAUAUUCAAUGGAGAAAACUAUGUUUUUUGGAGUAUUAAAAUGAAGACUUUUUUUGUCUCGCAAGAUUUGUGGGAUCUUGUGGAGAAUGAGUUUGCUAAAAUCGAGAAGUCACCAGUAGCAGAGGUGAAAGAUCUUUGGAAGAAGGACGCAAAGGCAUUGCUUAUAUUACAGCAAGCAGUAAUUGACUCAAUCUUUCCUCGGAUUGCAAAUGCCACAAAGUCAAAGGAAGCUUGGACCAUUCUGAAUCAAGAGUUUUAUGGAGAUGACAAGGUAACAAUUGUGAAACUUCAAACUCUACGUAAAGAAUUUGAAAACUUAUGCAUGAAAGGAAGUGAGUCAGUUCAAGAUUUCAUUAGCAGAGUGUCUGUCAUUAUUAAUCAAUUGAAAACUUAUGGUGAUCAAGUUGAUGAUCGUAAGGUUGUUGAGAAGGUUUUGAGGUGUCUACCACCUAAGUUCGAUCAUGUUGUAGCUGCUAUUGAAGAGUCAAAGGAUUUCUCUGUUUAUUCUCUUAAUCAAUUGAUGGGCUCACUUUUAGCACGUGAAGAGAGAAUGAACAGGUUUGCGAAGAAGAACAUGGAGCAAGCCUUUCAAACAAAGGGGGGAUCAAGCUCAACUCGUCAGAAGUACGAGAAUGGAGAAAGAGGCAACCAGAAGCAGUGCCAUUUUUGCAAGAAACAUGGGCACAUCGAGGCAAAUUAUUGGGAGAAGGCAAAGCAACAAGCAAACUUUGUUGAAGAAAAAGAAGUUGAAGAGAACUUGUUCCUCACUUGUUUAAUUCCAAAUGGCAGCAAUUCUGACUUGUGGUUUCUUGAUAGUGGAUGUAGUAAUCAUAUGACAGGUUGUGCUUAUGGGAAGCAGCACAGAAAUGCAUUUCCAGUUGGGAAAGCAUGGAGAGCAAAGGAGCCUUUGGAAACAGUUGUGGAGAUGGCAAGGAGCAUGUUGAAUGAGAAGAAACUUCCACAAACCUUCUGGGCUGAAGUAGUUGCUACUACUAUUCAUAUUCUCAACAUUUCUCCAACAAAGGCAGUGCGAAAUAUGACUCCAUAUGAAGCAUGGUGGAAACGGAAGCCCAAUAACCUGAUUAUUCAUAGAGAUGUUGUUUUUGAUGAGAACAAUGCAUGGGAGUGGAAUGAAGGAAAGAUUCAGCACUUGUUAUAUGAAGAAAGUGAAUCCAAUGAGCCACAAGCAGAGGAGACGGAAGUUGGCCAGCAAUCUUCUCCUACGCUAAGUUCUCCAACAAUGUCACCACAAUUUGCUCUGACUCCUCAACCUCAAAGGAUGUUCACUAUAAGCAUGUUUGGUGCUAUUCUUAGGAAGGAAAAACCUUGGAAGCAAGUUUAUGAUCCAGAUACUUAUGCACUUCUGGUGGCAGAACCUACUUGCUAUGAUGAGGCAUAUGGAAAACAGGAAUGGGAAAAAUCCAUGAAAGAGGAGAUAGAUUCGAUUGAGAAGAACAACACUUGGGAGCUUGUAGAUAAACCAAAAGGGAAGACUCCAAUUGGUGUGAAGUGGGUCUAUCGAGUGAAGUAUAAAGCAGAUGGGAGUGUGCAAAAAUACAAGGCAAGACUUGUGGCCAAAGGCUAUGUGCAGAAACAUGGUAUUGAUUUCCUUGAAACUUUUUUUCCUGUUGCUAGAUUUGAGACUAUUAGAUUGGUGAUAGCAUUAGCAGCUCAAAUGAAAUGGAAGAUUUUUUUGUUUGAUGUUAAAUCUGCUUUCUUGAAUGGUUGGUUGGAAGAAGAUGUCUAUGUUGAGCAGCUUGAAGGAUUCAUUGUUCAAGCCAAAGAAGAAAAGGUGUACAAGCUCAAGAAAGCUUUUUACGGACUCAAGCAAGCGCCGCAAGCCUGGUAUGGUAGCCUUGAUUCAUACUUGCAUGAUAAUGAUUUUCAUCGCAAUGAAAAUGAGCCCACUUUGUAUGUGAAGGUGAAAGGAGGUGAUAUUCUCAUUAUUUGUGUUUAUGUGGAUGACAUUAUUUACACUAGUUCUUCUAACAUUCUUAUUGAAGAAUUUAAGAAGAAUAUGUCUGCUGAAUUUGACAUGUCUGAUUUGGGGUUGCUACAUUAUUUUCUUGGGUUACAAAUUUACCAAACUGAUUAUGUGCCAUGGAUUAUUUCUGGAGACUUUAAUACAACUCUAAAUUAUGGUGAAAGGGUGAAGCCUAGUGGAGUUGUUUGGGGAGAUACCUCUGAGCUCAAGGAUUUUGUCAGUAGAAUGGAGGUUUUUGACUUGCAAUUUUCAGGUGCUUUCUUCACUUGGAGUAAUAAGCAAGGGGAAAAUGACAGGCUGUGGUGUAAGCUGGACAGGGUAAUGGCUAAUUCAUCAUGGGUUAGUGCAUUUCCAAAUACUUCUGUUGUCUUUCUAAACCCACAAUCCUCAGAUCACUCACCCUCUUUAGUGACUGUGGAUGCAUUGAUGAACGAGAAACCAAGGCCAUUUAGAUUUUGCAAUGCAUGGUCUAAGGAUGAAAACUUCCUUGAUUUGGUUAGGGAAGCUUGGAGUGUGGAUGUUCAGGGCUGCCCUAUUUUUGCUAAAGAAGUGUGGAGGCUAGUCUUGAACUUCUUGAAUAUUCACAGACAACCAAAAAGGUGGAGUGUUGAAUGGCUAUGGUUAAAGAAGGUAUGUAAAGGCCGAUCGACGCAGUCAAACAAGUUGAAGGCUGCCGUAGCUGCCACUAUAUAUAUGAUUUGGCAGGAAAGAAAUAGGAGAGUAACUCUUAUAGAUGAUGGAACUCCAAGAGCUAAUGAGAAGUAUUUUAGAAGUAUGGUUGGUGGAUUAAUGUAUUUGACUCACACUAGACCUGAUAUCAUGUUCUCAGUUAGCUUGGUUUCAAGGUUCAUGCAUAAUCCCUUCGUGCAUCAUCUUGGAACAGCAAAACGAAUUCUUUGUUACAUCCGAGCAACAAGCAACUUUGGAAUUUGGUACAAGCCAAUGCCUAACUUUAAAUUGCUUGGUUUUACUAAUAGUGAUUGGGCAGGUUCUGUAGAUGACAGAAAAAGCACAAGCGGAUAUAUAUUUAAUCUUGGCUCGGGUGUUGUGUCUUGGAGCUCAAAAAAGCAAGAAUGCACUGCAUUACCUUCCUCUGAAGCAGAAUAUGUUGCUGCUACAUCAACUGCUUGUCAAGCAAUUUGGAUGCGAAGGAUUAUGAAAGAUUUGCAGCAAGUUCAAGAGAAGGCAACAAAGAUCUUCUGUGACAACAAAGCAACAAUUUUAAUGACCAAGAAUCCAAUGUUUCAUGGAAGAACAAAACAUAUUGAGCUGCGUCAUCACUUUAUCCAAGGUGCUGUUGCAGAUGGAUUAAUUGCUUUGGAGUAUUGUUCAACAAGUGAUCAAGUUGUUGAUGGAUUUACUAAAGGAUUUUGUUUUAGUAAAUUCAUGAAGUUCCAUAGCUCACUUGGAGUUGCAGAGUUUGCAUCAAGGGGGGAUGUUGAAAACUGAUGCAAAAGUGGAUAUUGUCUUUAUCUAAUUUGUUAUUUAGUUUGAAUAAGUCUUCCUAAUUUUUUUCCAGAGAGUGGAGUAAUUGCUAUUUUUUAGGAUUAUUUGUUGAGUUAGUUUAGCCCAUAAUUUCAGUUGGAGUACAGUACGUGAGUAUCAUGUUACAAUCCCACUACUUAGAUUUCUAGUAUAUAUUUGUAUGUUUUUUUCAAUAAAUUUAAGUAUUCAGA